Molecule: messenger RNA, 717 nt
Organism: Aureobasidium pullulans EXF-150
Lineage: Eukaryota; Fungi; Ascomycota; Dothideomycetes; Dothideales; Saccotheciaceae
Exons: 2
Coding region: 27-323 (98 amino acids)
Source: RefSeq, a predicted model, not a curated record
CGAACGCGACUUUCACGCUCUUGUCGAUGCCGGAAGCUAUGCCUGUGCCGUGUGCCGGAUGUCGAGCCCGCGGAUCGCUCCGAUGCCCAUCAUUACCAUCGCAUCGUUCUAAGACGCUUCUUGUUGUGUCUCUCCUUAAGCCCCUACCAGCCAUGUCACAAUACAGAAGCCAUUCAGAGUUCGUACGGCCAUCGUAUCGCAAGAGCUUGGAAGAGAAAACCGACGACGUGGCUGCGGGAGCCUCAACGCUAUCCGUCGCUCGGUUCGGACUACACUACACCCAAGGUCGCCGGAGUCAGUCACACUUUUACACCUCGGCAUGAUAGAUCAUCCCUCUGGCAUACCAUCUCUUGUAGGUUCCUGCAUGCAUGCUUAGCGUACACAAGCUCAGUUGCUCGCGAAGGGAGAUGAUCCGUGCGUGGUUGGCUCCAUCUAUACCGGCUAAUUCCUACUGGACAAUGAGUAGUAAUGUACCACACUUACCAGCCUGUGAUCAUGAGAUGGUAUGUUAUGACGUGAACUGAGCAAGCCGUUGGACUCCUGGUUCAUGAACAAGAGUUGACUAUACACCAAGCUUCGCUAGAGUGCUCGGGUAGACCGUCCUUACUACCUUGUGAGCACGAUCGUGGUAUGGGCUUCGAGGAUAGGAAUCGAAGUUUCCAGCUCUCAAUGCUGGAAGGGAAUAGAUCAGAACUCAUAAAAGCCCCUUGUGCCUGC